Molecule: messenger RNA, 819 nt
Organism: Gastrolobium bilobum
Lineage: Eukaryota; Viridiplantae; Streptophyta; Magnoliopsida; Fabales; Fabaceae
Product: protein MAIN-LIKE 2-like
Exons: 2
Coding region: 1-819 (272 amino acids)
Biological process (GO): meristem maintenance; meristem development
Source: RefSeq, a predicted model, not a curated record
AUGGCUUAUUCAUCAUCAUCUUCGGAUGAUGCGUCGGAUCCAGAGCCUACCGUUCCCAGCAUGUACAUCAUACCUGGGCCUUAUAGAUGGGACGUCCUUCGUAAGAGGACGCAACAUGCCUAUAUUUCACAACAAGUGUGGAAUACGGAGCAUGUGAGGAGACUGAAGACCAGGCGUGGGAAACCACAGGGGGGGCCACCUACCGGGGCUAUUCCAGAGGUGGUCACAGACUACCUUACACAGGCUGGAUUAAUCCAUGUUGCCCGAAUGCGACAUCUCCACAUCGAUGCCCCAUUAAUUAGUGCUCUGGUCGAGAGGUGGAGACCAGAGACACAUACCUUCCACAUGACCCAAGGUGAGAUGACUAUCACCUUACAGGAUGUGGCCGGCAUAUUGGGAUUGCCUACUGACGGUAUUGUCGUUACCGGAUCUACAAAUGAGGAUUGGCCCGCUGUUUCUGCUGCUGUUUUUGGUGCGGCUCCACAGGCCAAUGAGUUCCAUCAUUCAGGUGACCUCCGCAUCUCAUUCUUAGAUCGGUUAUAUGCCCGGUGGACUGAUCAUGCUGGGGAUCAUGAUCACGAGAUAUAUUUCACAAAGGCGCACAUUGCCCGCAUGUUGGGGUGUUGGUUGUUGGCGGACAAGUCUGGAGGUAGCAAUAUCGGUUGUCGGCUAGUCCCGUUGCUGGGGGGUGGAUUUGAUGAGAUUGGUCGUUUCAGCUGGGGAUCUGCGGUUCUGGCACACUUGUUCAGGAACUUGUGCGAAUUAACAGAUGUCGGUCGAUCAGACAUGGGUGGUUGCCAUAUUCUUCUUCAGAUUUAG